Blepharisma stoltei is the source of this 705-nucleotide messenger RNA. NCBI's taxonomy places the organism in Eukaryota, Ciliophora, Heterotrichea, Heterotrichida, Blepharismidae. The record is from the annotation of a GenBank genome assembly.
AUGGAAGGAGGCGAAAGAUCCGUACAAUUUAUUUAUGGAAGAUCAGCGGUUACUCUUAAAUGAGACUCUUCCCAAAUUUCUGAAGACAUGGCAAUGGACACUAUUGAUAAUCUCGGGAAAAGGUUUCUAUCACAUUUUCAAGGCUCUAUCUUGCAUUUUAAAGUAAUAAACAAUAAGGAUCAAGAAGGAAAUAUCACAAGUAUUGCUGGGAUUGUAAUGAAUUUGGUAUCUCCUAUAUUUGUGGUAGUUGACGAUGCUGCAAAGCAUCAGUAUGAUUUUGAUAAAGUAGGCGAUAAGUAGAUCAAAGCAAUGAAAGAUCGGAAAUUUGUAAAGCACGAGUGCUAUAGGGUUAGAGAAGAUGGAGCUUGUGUUACUGAUCAAGAUAUUCUGAGGAGGUCUACCGAUAGUGAUUUAGCUUCUUCUGCAUCAAGUCCCUCGAUAGUUGCUGAGCAGCAGUCAGAAAAAGAACCCAAAACAGUAGGGCGAAAUGAAGUCGCGAAACACAAUAAAAAGCAAGAUUGCUGGACUAUUUUGAAUGGAAAAGUAUACAAUAUUACAAGUUUCAUUUCCUCUCAUCCUGGAGGAGAUAUAAUAAUGCAGUGUGCAGGAACGGAUGGAACACAAUUAUUUAACAGGUAUCAUGGAUACUUGAAUCCUGAUGACCAUGUUGGAAGAAGUCUUGUUGGAAAUUUGUCACAAAAGUAG